Molecule: messenger RNA, 993 nt
Organism: Caretta caretta (loggerhead turtle)
Lineage: Eukaryota; Metazoa; Chordata; Testudines; Cheloniidae
Product: C-type lectin BpLec-like
Source: RefSeq, a predicted model, not a curated record
AGAAGGACUCAGGUUCCUGCAGAGGCCCAGGAUGGGCCCGUUACCCAAAGCCUCUGCCUUUGAUCUCACCCUAACAAAGGCUUCCUGAUGGUCCCAGUUCAGCUGAAGGGCGGGUCACAGAGUCUCUGUUUGCUCUGGGUUGGGAUCCUUGUAUUUGCCAGCUGGGCUGAUUUGCAUGUUCAGCAUCCUGCCCCCCCUUCUCUCCCCCACACCACACCCCAGUAUGUCUAUAAAUACCCCUGGGAGAGAGCACCCUGUACAGGCUGAGCUCCGAUCCUCAUCGCUCCAGACCCGCCACCCAGACAGACAGACAGACAGGGGAAACGAGAAGAUGGGGCCAGUUGCCUACUUCAGCCUCUGCCUCCUCGGCUGCCUGAACUUUAGCCCCUCGCUGGCAGGGGCACGAGAUGUGACCUGUCCCGAGGGCUGGCUGCUCUUCCAAGGCAACUGCUAUGGAUACUUCUUCCAAGAGAAAACCUGGAUAGAGGCUGAGGUUGAGUGCCGGCGCCAUGGGAACGGGGCCCAUCUCGUCUCCAUUCACAGUACUGGAGAAAAUAAUGUGUUGGCUCUUUAUGUCAAGCGGUACCACAGAAGGAACAGUCCCGUCUGGAUCGGACUGUUGGAUCUUGAGGAGAAUCAAAGCUGGAGAUGGGCCGAUAAAUCCCUGGUCAGCUUCAGUGGUUGGGAUAACGGGCAACCUGAUAAUCAGAACCUAAACGAGGCCUGUGUAGUGUUAGAAAGUCCAGGUUUUCAGAAAUGGCAUGAUUAUCCCUGUGAACACAGACACUCUUUCAUUUGUAAGCGCAAACCCUAGGGGAGGCAGCUUGCCUGCACCUGGGGAUUCGGUCCCUCUGGCUGCCCUGGGGGACCAGGUCCUGUGUCCCCGGCUGCAAAGCCCCUUUGGCAAAGCAUCGCUGUGUUAUGCUGUGUCACUCCCGCUCUGCUGUGCCCCCUUCUCUCUCUGUCGCACCUCUGCUCUGCUCUUCUCAGCAA